Racocetra persica is the source of this 1534-nucleotide messenger RNA. The record is from the annotation of a GenBank genome assembly. NCBI's taxonomy places the organism in Eukaryota, Fungi, Glomeromycota, Glomeromycetes, Diversisporales, Gigasporaceae.
AGUGAAUCCGCUUCCUGGUCCAUUUCCUUGGGUGCCUAUCCUAGGAAAUACCCUAGAUUUGAUCAGACAUAAGUUAAAUAUCGGAGAGUACUUAAAAGAAAUUCAAUCGAAAUAUGGUGAUUUUUGUGAAAUUCAGUUUGGUUCUAAACGAAUUCUCGUGAUUUCAAAUAGUGAAGUGGCACAUCCAAUUCACUCCACUUCAGUGGCUCUUAGUUAUAAAUUCUUAUAUCGUGACAUACCAAAUCCUGGAUGGCAGGAUUUGAUCAUGGAAGAUUGCGGAAUAAUUGCUAAUAGAAAUUUGGAAGGAUGGAAAAUCAAUCGCGAAUUCUUCAUAAAAAGGGCAAUGUCGAAAAAAUUUUUAAGAAUGCUUACCGAAAAAACACAUGAAAAGGCUACAGAUAUGUUUAAAUUAUGGGAUAUUAUGAUAAAUGAAAAGCGAGAUGUUGAUUUGUCUAAAUGGCUAGAAAAGUUUGCUGGGGAUAUAGCGGUUGCAACAGCAACUGGACUAUCUACUUACUCAACGAUUUCUUAUUUCAAUUCUCUGGGAUAUGAACAUAAUCUCGAUAAUAUUCCAACUUCAGAACGAGAACGAUCUUCGAAAUUGAUUUAUCUUAUUAAUUCACUUUUUAAAUCAGGACAAUGGCUCCUUUUAAUCCCAUCUUUUAUAAGACGAGCUCCUGGCAUAAGCUACUUUGACAACAAGGUUUUAAACGUUAUAAAACAGUUAGAAGACUUUUUAGCAGAGCUAAUUCAGAAAAGACGUGCAGAAAUCAAUUCAUUAUCCAACUAUAAUUUACUGCCCUCCGAUUUUUUAACAUUGCUCCUUACUGCCAACACACCACGGGAUCUAGAACAUACUUCAUAUAAGUUAUUAAACCGACCAUUAAAUGAUCAUGAAAUUUAUGGUGUUAUUAGAGACAUUUUCUUGGGUUCCAUUGAAUCAGUUGCAACUUCAAUGUGUUUAAUAUUUUAUUAUAUAUGCAAACACCCUUCUGUAAAGGCUAAAGCACUUUCUGAAAUCAACAAGAUAUUCGGACAUUCAAUAUCUUUAACUUCUCUUUACGAAGAUACAGAAAAACUAUCAUAUUGUGACGCCUUAAUUAAAGAAGUACUUCGCUUAAACGCUCCAUUUCCAUAUCUGCAACGAUCGAAUUCUGAACCUGUUGAAGUUGGUGGAUAUCCAUGGAAAGAGGGACAAACAUUUUUUUUACAAUACCAGAGAAUAAAUAUUAAUAAAAAUGAUUGGAUUGAUGCAGAAAAUUUUAAUCCCGAAAGGUUCUUGAAGAAUGAAAAUAAUAAGCGAUCAAUGAAUGCUAAUGAAGAUAAUAAUAAAAGUGCAUUUGCAACAUUUGGUGGAGGUGCUAGAAUUUGUCCGGGAAAGCUCUGGGCAUUAACUGAACUAAAAGUUCUUUUAGUUACAGUCUUAAUGAAAUAUGACAUGGAAUUUGUAAAUAAAGAUCAAGAAUUGGACUUAUUUUGUGAUUCAUCUUAUCAUUGGCGAGAACUUAGAAUCCUUUUAAGACCUAGAACGUAG